Molecule: messenger RNA, 9509 nt
Organism: Lucilia sericata (common green bottle fly)
Lineage: Eukaryota; Metazoa; Arthropoda; Insecta; Diptera; Calliphoridae
Gene: Shab
Product: potassium voltage-gated channel protein Shab
Exons: 14
Coding region: 3864-8774 (1636 amino acids)
Biological process (GO): protein homooligomerization; potassium ion transmembrane transport
Cellular component (GO): membrane; voltage-gated potassium channel complex
Molecular function (GO): protein binding; delayed rectifier potassium channel activity
Source: RefSeq, a predicted model, not a curated record
UACAUGGCCGACCAUAUGAUAAUAAUCAGCAGUUUAGAGUGUGAUUUCAUAAUAAAACAUUUUUGUUGAAUUUGUUCUGAAACUCCACUUUCAUUGCCACUGUCAGGCAUUCGUCGAAGUUAGAUUCAAAUAUCUUGGGAGUGAUAUUAUUCCGGAAUUACUUCUAGGAAACUGAGUUUCUGAAAUUGAAAGUGAACACUGUUGUUUUACCUAUAAACAUCGUUUCUUCCAUGUGAUGGAGCACUCAACAGGCCCGAUAGUGGCCUAGGUGUAUUUCUUCGGAUUGGGUGUAGUAUACAUCCUUUUAUCAAAGUAACCUAAUCUGAAUUUGUUCUUAGUUCUGUUUUAAUUAAGUAAUUUGUUGAUGAAAAUCUAGUUUUCUGAAAAAGAACAGCCACGUAGUGGCUGUGGUUUAAACUCACAUUCACGGGAAGAGACUGUUUGUCGGGGCAAUUAUUGGGUUCAGUUGACUUUGGAAAUUCUUAAAUCCUUUGUUACAGAUCGGUUGAUGAAGAAGGAUUUAUUAUCUUGGGUAUUUCGGGUAUUUACCAAAUACGUCUCUAGGUGCUGUUGCCAAAACCAACAGAAGCCAUCUCAGUAGUAUUGUUGGGCGGCUUUAAGAGGUCCAGGAAUGGACUGGGGUGAGUUUUUAGAUGAUGAGAAUGUUUUGUAGGGACACGAGCAUUCCUCAUAACAUCAAUAGGGUGUUUUCACCUGAUGUUGGGUCCGCCCCUUCUAUUGACUCUAACCAGUGAUUUCCUUUUCCUGUCCUUCCCCAGCGGGGCUACUAUGGCAAGAGAUUAGAUAACUCGAGUGCCACCUGAUUUCUUCAUUGAAGAUUAAAGGGCCGAUGGUAGACCGUUGUCAAGGCUACUCAGUGGAUGAAAAAGACCACCGUGAAAUAAGGCCCUCAGGGCAGGUGUUCACGUAAAGCACUUUGACAUUCUUGUAUGGGUCCAGUGAAAUAUUGCACCGAUUUCAACCAUUCAAUAGACUUCGUCCCACAUAGGUCUAAAAAACGUGCGUACCAAAUUUCAUCGCAUUAGCUAGAUAUUUAACACCUGUACCUUGAGCACAAAGUUUGCAUUAGUAUAUCAUCGGUUCAAAUCGGUUAGUGUGUAGGACUCAUAGCCAGAGAUGUACUUUGCUUCCUGAUUCACUUGAAAUUUGUUUUGGUCAGUUCUAGGAUCACUGUUUAAGUUAGGAUCUUCCCAAAUAUUAACUUGUUAAUCAUACUAUAGAGACUGAAUUAUUAUUAUUUACUAUGAUAUUAAAAAUACAUAAGUAGCUGAUAUUUUCAAAUUAUUUCAAAUUUAUACCACUGUAUUCUACUAUAUUAUAAUAACUAUUUAAUUGAAUGAAAUUUUAUUUUGAAUUAUACCAAUUUGCUUUCAUUUUUUCUGUUUCUAGUUUAUUCAAGAGUGUUUAUUUUUAGAAUUAAUACAAUUCCAUAUCAAUAUGUCACGAAAUAAGAUUAAAAUUUCCAAGCUUAUACAAAUGGCGAAAAGUGUGCAAAAUAUAAUGAAAUAUAUAAAAUUCUGAAUUAAAUUAUAUAUAUUGCUUCUUUUUUUUUUCUUUUAAAAAUAAUGUAGGUCAGUGUUAACUGAAGAAGUUUAGAAAAAGAAAAAUGGGUUCAGGAAAAAGAAAAUCAUUAAAAACAUAAAAAAAGAAAUGAAAAAAUAAAACAGAACUUGUAUUUAGUAAAUGAAUUAAGUUUUGGGCUUGCUCACACACACACGUUUAUAUACACGCACAAAGCUCAUACUUUCACACACACACAUACGUAGGAAAGUUUUUCAGAAAAGAAACAAACAAAAAAAAAAGAAGAACACAAAAAAGAAAGAAAAUAAAUAGGAAAAUGUGAACAUGCGACAUGCUGAUAAAACAAAAGCCAUACAUUUUCCUUUAUUGGUGUUGUGGAAGUAUGUAUGUGUUGUAUUUGUGAGAAUGUUGGUGGUUCUCGUGCGACCUUCCUACUUCAUUUUUACAAUUUUGUUAACACAACAACAAAGCAGACGAAGAAGAAAAACCCACAAAAAUUUCCCAUAAAAUUCAAGUAUUUACAGGACAUUCAAAAUUGCUCCAUUCUCUCACUCUCUCUCUAUCGCCCGAAUUUUAAAAAGUUAACGAAAGAAAGCAAAGUAAAUAUAACGAGAGAAAUAAUAAAACUAAUUUGUAAAUAAAAUAAUAAAAGAGAACUGCAAAGUGGUAAAAUUUAAGACUUGGAAAUGUAUGAGAAGAAAAACUCUCAUUGAAAAGAGAGUUUUCAUGAUAAUAGAAUUUUCCAAAAUUAGCUUUUAUGCUUUUGCGCUUUUAUUUUUCAUUUACAGUCUUGAAAUCAAGAAUUUAAAAUCAUUGCAAAUAGUUCCAACGAACACGUCAGAUAGUGAAAAGCGUUAGAAAAAUAAAUAGUAAAAAAAAAAUAAAAAAAAAUAUAUUAAAACUUAAAAGAAAAAAAAAAGGAUAAUAAAUUGUGGUGAAACUUACUCAAUUUAAAGUGUCUUAAAUGUGUUGAAGUUGAAUUAAAAAAUUAAUAUAAAAUAAAAUUUAAAAAAAACUUUAAGUUAAAGUUUUAAAGAAGUGUAAAAUAAAUAAUAACAAAUUUCAUAUUUGUAAAACAAUUAAAUUAUAUGGAGUUGAACUUUGUUAGACUGAAUCUAGAGCAAAUAGUAAUUUUGUUUGUCUUUCAUAACACUUAUUAAAUGAAAAUUUUUAAAAAUUUAUAAUUGACUUGAAAAAAGUAAUAAUAAAUAAACUACCACAAAAGGAAUAACAAAAAACAAAAAUCUCUUCAACGGAAUAAUACGGUGAAAUUUCAUAAGAAACAAAUAACAACAAAGGAAACAGGAAGUCCUUAUAAAUAAUAAAUAUAAUUAAAAAAAACUGUAUUCAUAAACUCAUAUUUAUAUUCUUGUUGAUAACGUUAAAAAGUGAUAAAAAUUUAUUAUACGUUCUUAAGCUAAAUAUUAAACUACUGCUACUAUUUACCCCACUUUGCUCCUUUGAUCCGCUCGCUUAAAUCAACAUAACUAAAAAAUAUAAUAAAAGCAUCCUUGUAAAAUCAACUUAAAACAGUUUUUAAUAAUUAAAACGCUUAUAAGCUGAAAAGAAAAAAAAUUAAAAUAAUAAUAAAGUCUAGUUAAAAAUUUAAACACAUACAAAUAAAAUACGUAUAAACAAAUUUCAAAUAAUAAAUUUAAAAAUAAAAAUUAAUAAUAUCUAGAAAAAAAGUUAAUGGAAAACAUAAAUACAACAAAAUAUUCAUAUAAAUAUUAUUAAUUCAUUUAUUUGGCUGCUCAAACUAAAUGUUCAUCGCAAAAACUUGUGCAUAAAUUUAGAAUCUGUCCAUCAGUUUGCUGUGCGUGAAAUCAACCGAAAUUUUCUGAUUGUGACCAAUAUCAUCAUUUCCAUGUGGAGGAUAUAAAUUUCAAACAAAACACAUUUGGCUGCCACAAAUAUAAAAAAAAGCUAAAAUAAAAUAUAACUUAUAAUUAAUACAACGUCAUUCAUACUUGCAUACAUUCAUAUGUAUAUAUUUACAUGCGAGUACAUAAAUAUGUAUAUAAUUAGAUAAAGUCUGUUGUAAUAAAGUAAAUUCUAAAUAUAAUAAGUCCAUCAAGAAAACUUCAUUAGAACAAAAAAAAUAUAUUUUGUUGCAACAUCUCAAAAGAAAGAACUCAACAAAGAAAAAUCUGUGAUUUAAGUUAAAAAGACAGCAACAACAAACAACCCUAGGACAACAAAUUUUUUCUGUGCAAAACUCCUAGAAUAUCGAAAACCUAGUUAAAUUAUUCAGUUUUUCAUGAAUUAAUGGUUGAUGUUAACAAAGAAAAGGAUCAAUAGAUGAAAUGUAGCGCGGUUCUAUGGUCGGCGAACGUGAUAGAGACCGUGAAACGGUACGCUGGGAAACGGGUGCGUCAACACCACCGACCCAAUACAAUAAUGGAGUAUUACAAAUGGUGGGACAAUUGCAUGGUGGACAGGCUACAAGCCAACAACAACAGCAGCAACAACAACAAACAAUACAACGUGAUUCACAACAACAGCAGCAACAGCAACAACAACCGCCACAACAAAUCAUACCAAAACAAAAGCAAAUACAGCAACAGGAAUUUAACUAUCAACAACAAUCCAACAGCUGGAUCGAUAACGAAACUCUUGGACGCAACAGUGCAACAUCAACUACCACAACGGCCAAUAUCGGAGACGGCUGUGAUAAUCAACCCUACUACGACACCAGCGGUAAUGUCGAUUGGGGCCGGGCGAUGGGAACCGGUGGAACUGGUGCAUACAUUGGCGGCGAUGGAUCUAUCCCAACAGCUGGCAGUAUUGCUUAUAACGCUAGUCAAGGUACUACAGCCGCGCGAGGUGCCGGCAUCAAUACCAGCGCCGCUACUGGUGGCAACAUGGAUUAUAUUGAUGGUAGCAGCAUUGCUGGCGCAUCCGCCACAACUACACACACUGCUGGUGGUAUGGCAGGUGGCAGUACGGCGAGUGCUGUCGGCUGGUCAAACGAUGUCACACUGGUUGGCGUGCCUGGCAGCACGGCCAUUACGACUACAACUUCUGGUUCGGGCACUGGCAAAGAAGUACGCUACGCUCCAUUCCCCAUCACCUCACCCACACAUUCGAAUCCCACUACUUCCCAACUGCACCAGGGCGCCAUCAAUGCUGGCGCUCUACAACGGACACAUUCCAGAUCAAUGUCCUCCAUCCCGCCGCCGGAACCUUUUAUGAUAGCACAGUCGAAGCAAAUGAACAGUCGCGUAUCCAUCAAUGUGGGCGGUGUCAAACACGAAGUCCUCUGGCGCACCCUCGAACGUCUGCCCCACACACGUCUCGGCCGCCUUCACGAAUGCACGACCCAUGAAGCCAUUAUAGAGUUGUGCGAUGACUAUUCGCUGGUCGACAACGAGUAUUUCUUCGAUCGCCAUCCCAAAAGUUUUAGUUCCAUUUUAAAUUUCUAUCGUACGGGUAAAUUACACAUUGUCGACGAGAUGUGUGUGCUGGCCUUCAGCGAUGAUCUCGAGUAUUGGGGCGUCGAUGAACUCUACCUGGAGUCGUGCUGUCAGCACAAAUACCAUCAGCGCAAAGAAAACGUGCACGAAGAAAUGCGUAAAGAAGCCGAAUCGCUACGACAAAGAGACGAAGAAGAAUUUGGUGAAGGUAAAUGCGCCGAAUAUCAGAAAUACUUAUGGGAAUUGCUAGAAAAACCGAAUACAAGUUUUGCCGCCAGGGUUAUCGCUGUGAUAUCCAUACUAUUUAUAGUCCUGUCUACCAUAGCCCUGACGUUGAACACCCUACCACAGUUACAACAUUAUGAUAAUGAUACGGGUACACCAACAGAUAAUCCACAAUUGGCUAUGGUUGAGGCCGUUUGUAUAUCGUGGUUUACGCUAGAGUAUAUACUUAGGUUUAGUGCGUCGCCAGACAAGUGGAAGUUUUUUAAAGGCGGCUUAAAUAUAAUCGAUCUAUUGGCAAUACUCCCUUAUUUUGUUUCCCUGUUUUUGUUGGAGACAAACAAGAAUGCUACGGACCAGUUCCAGGAUGUGCGCCGGGUGGUGCAAGUUUUUCGCAUCAUGCGCAUCCUGCGAAUCCUUAAGCUGGCCCGUCACUCAACGGGCCUGCAGUCGUUAGGCUUUACCCUACGCAAUUCAUAUAAGGAACUCGGUCUACUAAUGCUGUUCCUGGCUAUGGGCGUUCUCAUAUUUUCUUCGCUGGCAUAUUUUGCCGAAAAGGAUGAAAAGGAUACAAAAUUCGUUUCAAUACCGGAAACAUUUUGGUGGGCGGGUAUUACAAUGACAACUGUUGGCUACGGGGACAUCUAUCCCACUACUGCACUGGGAAAGGUUAUUGGUACUGUGUGUUGCAUAUGCGGUGUUCUGGUAAUCGCUUUGCCUAUUCCCAUCAUAGUUAACAAUUUCGCUGAAUUUUAUAAGAAUCAGAUGAGACGCGAGAAGGCGCUCAAACGCCGUGAGGCGCUCGAUCGUGCCAAACGUGAGGGUAGCAUUGUUUCUUUCCAUCAUAUCAAUCUGAAAGAUGCCUUUGCCAAAUCCAUGGAUCUCAUCGAUGUCAUUGUUGAUACAGGAAGCAAACAAACAAAUGUCGUUCAUCCAAAAUGUAGAAACAGACAGUCAGCAACAAAUAUAGGAAAACAACCUCUAAGUAAAAUUCUGUCAGAAAAGCGCGAAAGUCGCAAUAGAUCCAUAAACAAUUGGCAACGUUUAACAAAAGCCCUACGACGAUCGUUACCCACAGGGCACAAUCUCUCACAGACGGAUGGGAAUAGCACGGAAGGCGAUUCGACCAGUGGACGAAACCCGGCUACAACAGGAAUUGGUUGCUAUAAGAACUAUGAUCAUGUCUCCAAUCUAAGAAACUCUAAUGUUCCACAUCUACGUUCUUCAUCAGUACCUGAUCAUCAUGAUGCAGUCCCACCAUACUCCUUUGAAAAUCCCAAUGCUCGUCAGACCUCUAUGAUGGCCAUGGAAAGUUAUAAACGCGAACAGCAGGCGUUGCAACAACAGCAGCAGCAACAACAACAACAACUGUUGCAAUCUGCUUCACCAGCCCUCGCAUUGCCCUCGAAUGCAAUUUCUACAAACGCACCAAAUUCUGCGGCCUUAAUACCAGCUCCACAAACGACAUCUGGUCUUGUAUCAGAUGAUGCUGCUGCCAAUACCUCACAGGCUGGUGAUGACAAUGCUCCAACAUCUAUUAUACCCGUCCAAAUGAUGAUUAAACCAGGGGAAGUGGCAGAGUUGCGUCGCCAGGUGGCGCUUGAAAAUUUGCAAAAUCAACGCAUGGAUAAUUAUGAUCAAGAUGUACCUGUGGAAUUUGAAUGCUGUUUUUGCACAUCAAAGGACUUCAAGGAAUUCACUGAUGCCGAAGGUGUUAUCUCACUUCCAACAUCGGACUUCCAUAAACCGAUUUGUUAUGAAAUGCGACAAGCGGCUAAUCGUGAUCUACAGCAAACGCUUCCAUUCGGCCUACUGACAACAGCAGCGGCGGUACCCCUACCAACUACCGCAACUAUACCGUCAGCACUUCAAAUGUCCAGCCAAAUGCAACAGCAGCAGCAACAACAACUCUUGGCUGGCAUCAUCUCAGCCACGACGGGUACAACACAAACUGAAUUGUUAUAUUCUGCCGGCAGCGGAAUGCCAUACACUGCCACUGGCGCUGCGCCAAUUUCACAAUCAUCUUCGACCUCAUCGUCGUACGGUACCACAACAUCGACAACAAUAGCGCUGCCAUUAGAUACGCCUCUGAGAUAUCCACCGUACAUAACCAGCAGCAGUAUCAGUUCCACUGUUAAUAACUUCAACCACAACUACAAUAACAACUUCAAUACAACAUCUCUGGGAACUUGCCAUCCGCUGUCAAUGAGCACAAGCCAACAAGGUGCACUACCAACACUGGGGAACAAUUACAGCAACAAUAAUUUGAAUAAUUUGAAUUUCAAUAACAACAAUGCCGAUCUGGCGAGCGUAGACAGUUCUGAUACGUAUGCCAGUUGUCAAACCCACCCAUUUUUGUCGCAAGGCGAUCUAACGUCCGACUUUAACGACGAGGUGUGUGCCUUAGACAUAGACAUGGACAAUUUGUAUAUAAAUCCGCUGGAAAAAGAUUCGGCCGGUAAUACAACAACCGGCUAUAUGGUCGGUCUGCCGCCCACCCCCUCCUCUGGCCAGAUACGGGCCCACGUCAAGAAGAGUGCCUCGGGUGAUACGGCUUUGCGAAAUUUGGCAGCCGGCGGUCUAAGUCCCAUGGAUGAUGUUUAUCAAAGUGCAUUCGAUGCCCACGAUCGUGGUAGUCAUAUUAGUCUUAACGAGAAUCCAGUGCCAAAACAUCGUAAAACACGAUUCCAGCAAAGCUUUACCGUAGCAUUGCCACCACAUUCCGCCGUUAGUGCAAUUGGACAGUCAUCGGCGAAACCACGAGCUCGAUUCGAAGACUCGAAGUUGUCGCAUGAAAAUCUGGGAAGUGAAAGCAGUCCUGCGAGUAGUACGGGCAAAAAGAAACGUUCUUCGUUUAUGCCCGGUAAAAGUUUAGCCACUGCCACUAAAUUAAUAAAUCAGCACCUGUUUGGUAUACAAAAUGUUGGACCCAAAGCCAAAUUUGAAAGUAAACAUUCCUCAUCGAUAGACUCUAUAGAUGCAUCGCCAAAUUUAGAACAUCAUCGACGAUCCAAGUCGAUAUUGAAAAAUAAAUCGGAUGUGUCGCGUGUACUGGCAGAUCCUGAAAGUGAACGUCUGCUAGCGGACAAUAUGUCUGGGUCUGGCGUCUCAGAUAAUGGCACUGUCAUGGGCGAGUCUGGCAGUGAUUACUCACCGAAUAAAUUACCUCAUUCAGUUUUAGCUAAGUCAAUAUCCCCACCACCCCUUAGGCAUCGUACCCUAAUGCAACAACGCUCAGGUCCGGCUAAUCUACAAUCGAAACCGACCAAAUUUCAAACACCACGCUAUCCGGAGGAACAAGCCUUACGUCAGGUUAAACCGGUACUGGCACGUUCCGCGGCAGCAUCUCAUAUGUCUGGUGAUAGUAACCGUUACGAUUCAACGAAUAGAGACAGUAGUUUAGUCAUACCAUUCGCAGAUUCCGAAACAACAUUUACAUCGAAUGUUAAUUUACGCAGUGAAGCAGCUGAUAGUGGAAAUGAUGGCAGUGGAGAUGCUGGUGGUUCAAGUGAUGAAAAUCGAUCACUGUUACAACGUGAUAAUUCCAAUGAACGCACAGAGGAACAAGGUGAUAUUAGCGGUUCGAAAGCGUAGCAAUUAAAGAAGGACAAAGCUAAAAGUGAAUAAAAUGUAUUUCAUAGCCAAUCACAUCCACCAAAAACACUUUUGUCUGACACUGUGACACGCAUACUUAAGUACAUUCGUACUACCACUAAAAAUGACAAUUCUAUUGGUCAUUCUUAUCUGGUGGUAAUAAAAGAUAAAACCAAAAAACAAAAUGAAAAAUAUCCUCGAACAGAAUGUGAAUAUGAAAAAGCAAUGAACAGUAUUUUAGUCUGAUUUAAUUAUUUAUUUUUAAAAUGAUAUUACUUGAAAAAAUACAAUAUUUAUUGUAAAAAAAAUGUUAAACAACCAAAAAAUCCCACUUGCAAAAUAAAAACUAAAAUCAAAGUUGUAAAAAUUUAAACUUAAAUAAAUUUAGUUAAGCUUCAAACUAAAUAAAAAAAUUAAAACAAUCUUUAAGGUAAAAGGCAAACAAAUAUGUAAAACUUCAAAAUUGUACAGCUUCACUGUUUUUUAUACAUGUAUGUAAUUACUAAUAAAAAAAACAAGAAUUAUUAAAUUAUAAAUAAAUUAUAUCUAAAUAUAGUACGAGUACAUGUAUUUAUUAUACUAGUAUUUACACUUCAAACUCAAAACAACAAAAAAUCUAAGACGGAAUUCAAAACAAACCAAAAAUCCAAAAACUAACAAACGAACACAAUUUAUCACCACAAAAGCCUAUUUAAAACAAAAACAAAAAAUGCAAAUAAAAAAAGUAUUUUAUAU